Messenger RNA from Sardina pilchardus (European sardine), 4057 nucleotides. Its product is annotated as NACHT, LRR and PYD domains-containing protein 12-like. Gene Ontology annotation, biological process: intracellular signal transduction; regulation of apoptotic process. The record is from RefSeq and is a predicted model, not a curated record. Gene Ontology annotation, molecular function: protein binding. Lineage: Eukaryota; Metazoa; Chordata; Actinopteri; Clupeiformes; Clupeidae. The transcript has 11 exons. Bases 65 to 3451 code for a protein of 1128 amino acids.
GGGAGAGCUGAGGAGGGACUCGGGGACAUUUCCUCUGGACACUGAGUCCCUAACUAUCACAGCCAUGGCCAGUUUGGCAAGGGAAAGACAAGGCCCAGAGUUCUUCAGGAAACACAAGGGGGAGCUAGAGAUGCGUCUUGGUGUCCUUGCACCUCUUCUGAUUGACCUGGAGCGCAGCGGUGUUCUCUCUCCUCUAGAGAGGGAACAGGUGCAGAGCAAACCAACCAGCCAAGAACAGAACCAUGUUCUCAUCACCAUGCUGCAGAAGAAAGGAGCCGUGGCCCAAGAGAAGUUCUAUGAGGCUCUGAAGUGUCAUGACCCUCUUCUGCUGGAGGAUCUUCAGCAUUCAGCAGCGAGCCCAGCAGUGCCUGAGCCACAGCAAGGGGGAGUUACAAAAUCAUCACUAAAACAGAAACUUCAAGAGCACAUCAAAAAAAGGUUUUCUGUCAUCCAUCAACAUUCUGGAUUUUGCACUGUACAAGACAUGUACAGUGAGCUUCAUGUUGUCAAGGGCCGCUCAGGAGGAGUCAACUGUGAACACGAAGUGGCAACAAUUGACAUGAGCCAACUUGGGGCUAGACCAAGCUCUGAAGAUGAACAAGUCAAACUGGCAGACAUCUUCACAGCCAAGUCUGCCAGAAGUGUUUUGACUUUGGGAAUUGCUGGUGUGGGGAAAACUGUUGCAGUGCAGAAGUUUGUCAUGGACUGGGCUGAUGACAAAUCAAAUCAAGACAUAGACUUUGUUUUUGUUCUUUUAUUUCGAGAGCUGAAUUUGAAGAAAGAACAAUGCUUCAGUCUUUUGGGUCUGCUUUUGUUAUUCUACCCUGAUCUCAAAGAUUUGAAAAAAAUCACAGAAUUCAGUGAAUACAAAAUUCUCUUAGUCUUUGAUGGUUUGGAUGAAAGCAGACUCCAGCUGAACUUUGAAGAGUGGACCUCUGAGCCUGACAAAGAAUCCUCUGUGGACAUCCUCAUAACAAGUCUCAUUAAAAGUAUGCUACUGCCCUCUGCGCUCAUCUGGGUUACAACCAGACCAGCAGCAGCCAGUCUGAUCCCUGAUGAUCUCUUCAACUUGGUGACAGAAGUGCGAGGAUUCAAUGACAAACAAAUAAUGGAGUUCUUUGAGAAGAACAUCAAGGACACAGCAAAGGCCAAUAGUCUCACUGAUCAUAUAAAAAAGAACAGAAGCCUCCACAUCAUGUGUCACAUACCAGUAUUCUGCCGCAUCAUAGCGAGUGUGCAGGAUGAAAUAUUGAGGAAUGAGAGCAAAGGAGAAGGGGUCAAAACGCUGACGGAAAUGUACACACUGUAUAGUGUAUCUCAGAUCAAAACAAUGAACGAAAAAUACAAAGACAAGAACAUGAGUGCAAAAGAAAAAGGUCAGUUGCUCGUUAAGCUUGGCGAACUGGCAUUCAAACAUCUGGAGAAGGGCACACUGAUAUUCUACGAGAAAGACUUGACAGAGUGUGGUAUCGAUGUUUCUUCUGGAACAGUGAGGGCUGGCCUUUGUACACAGAUCUUCAACAUGGCGAGUGAUACAACUGGAGAGGAGCUAUUCAGCUUUGUACACUUAAGUGUACAGGAAUUCUUGGCAGCUCUUUAUGUUCUUAAGAGAAACGCAACUCACUGGACCAAUCGUCCCUUAAUCAGUACAUUGAAGGAGAAGACCAGUUGGGUGUCCAAACACUCACGGGUUCACCUCUACACAUCUGCUGUGGAUGAAGCACUGCAAAGCCCAAAUGGACAUUUGGAUCUUUUUGUGCGCUUCCUUCUUGGAUUGGCUCCAAUGUUGGAGCCUAAAAUCCGGUCCCCACUAGAUUUGAUUCUGCCACGUUUAUAUGUCAGAGAAGAGAGCAUCAGCCAAACAGUCCAACACAUCAAAGUGAAGAUCAGGGAAGACAUCUCAUCAGAACGGAUCAUCAACCUCUUCCACUGUUUAAAUGAGCUUGGGGACAACACACUGGUUGAUGAGAUCAACAGGUACAUAAACUCAGCAGAUGGGGAGACGAUCCUGACUCCAGCCCAGUGUUCAGCUCUGGCUUAUAUGCUGCUGAUGUCAACGGAGGACUUGGAGGAGUUUGAUCUGAAGAAAUAUCUUAGAUCAGAUGAAGGGCUCCGUCGAAUGCUUCCUGUAGUGAAAGUCUCAGAAAGAGUUUGGCUAAAUGUCUGUCACCUCUCUGAAGCGAGCUGUCAGCUGUUGAUAUCAGUGCUACAAAGAACACCUUCCCGUCUGAGAGAACUGGACAUGAGUGACAAUGGCCUGCGGGAUAAAGGGGUGGAAACGCUCUGUUUGGGACUAAGAGAUCCACAAUGCAAGCUGGAGACACUGAGGCUGAAUCGCUGCAAGAUCUCCCAAACAAGCUGUCAAGUUAUGGCAUCAGUGCUACAAAGAACACCUUCCCAUCUGAGACAACUAGACAUGAGCGGCAAUGACCUGCAGGAUGGAGGAGUGGAGCUGCUCUGUGUGGGACUAAGAGAUCCACAAUGCAAGCUGGAGACACUGAGGCUGAAUCACUGCAACCUCUCCAAAACAAGCUGUAAAAGCAUGGCAUCAGUGCUGCAAAGGACACCUUUCUCUCUGAGAGAGCUGGACAUGAGUGACAAUGACCUGCAGGAUGAAGGAGUGGAGCUGCUCUGUGUGGGGCUAAGAGAUCCACAAUGCAUGCUGGAGACACUGAGGCUCUCUGGUUGUCUGAUCACCCAGAAGGGCUGUUCUUUUGUGUCCUCUGCCCUCAAAUCAAACCCCUCCUACCUGAAACAGUUGGAUCUGAACUACAAUGACCCAGGAGACUCGGGUGCCACAGAGCUCACAGACAGAUUGAACGAUCCCAGCUGUAAACUAGAGAUGUUCAAGUAUGACCAUGGAGGACAAUUCAGGAUUAAACCAGGACCGAAAAAAUAUGCCUGUGAGCUCACGCUGGACCCAAACACAGCACACAGAGAACUCUCUCUCUCUGAGGGGAACAGAAAGGUGACAUGUGUGAGUAGGAAGCAGCCGUAUCCUGACCACCCAGAGAGAUUUGAGUCCCUCCCACAGGUGCUGUGUAGAGAGGGUCUGACUGAGCACUGCUACUGGGAGGCUGAGUGGAGUGGGGGUGAGACUGUUAUAGGUGAUGGGGCUGUCAUCGCAGUGGCCCAUAAAAGCAUGGAGAGGAAAGGGAGCAGUGGGGAGAGCAGUGCGUUUGGACACAAUGCCAAGUCCUGGAGUCUAUGGUGCUCUGGUAACAGUUACUCUGCCUAUCACAAUAGUAAGAAGACGGCCAUACCUGCCCCCUCCUCCCGCUCCAGCAGAGUAGGAGUGUACCUGGACUGGCCAGCAGGCACUCUGUCCUUCUACAGCGUCUCCUCUGACACAAUCACCCACCUGCACACGUUCCACUCCACAUUCACUGAGCCCCUCUAUCCUGGGUUUUAUGUUUAUAACUCCUCAGUGUCCCUGUGCCAGAUCACAUGACCUCCUAAUCUUGCACGAUAUUUGGGACGUGAUUGUGGGGUUUUUCCAACCAGUAUAGGGGGGGAAAUGUGUGCAUACCUCUACGUGUGCCUCUUGCACACAUAAACCCAACCAAUCAGAGCCAUCCUGCACCCUCAGGAAAGGGGUUACGGUUGGUGACGGUCUUUGUUCCCAAAGCACCUCAGUACACCUGCACAGAUGAGUCCAAGGUGCCACAGGGUAGACGGUGCACACCUGGUUGAGUCUGCAGUGUUAGCUGUGUGUGUGUUUAGGGGCCACCGCUCUUUUUCAUCUGACUUCAAUGUUCAGUUUGAAUGGUGAAUUUAGUGCUUCAUAGAGUAAUACAGUUGCUCUUGUCAAUCAUGUAAACGAGCACAGGGCAAUAGAAAACAUGUUUAGAAACAUGUUUUACUUUUAAUGAAGGAACAUAAAAGAACAUAUUAACACACAUAUUCAAAAUAUACCAUUUUCAAGGCAUGUGUAAUUAUCUAUAUGCAAAAUAAAUGUUUCACAUUAUCUAAAAAUACAUUCAACUUUUUUGUUAUCUAGUCUGUUGAAAAAAGUUUACGUGUGUAUGAUUGGUGUGAUUCCUUGAGGGGUGAUUAU